Messenger RNA from Notechis scutatus (mainland tiger snake), 1351 nucleotides. Lineage: Eukaryota; Metazoa; Chordata; Lepidosauria; Squamata; Elapidae. The record is from RefSeq and is a predicted model, not a curated record.
AUGGCGUGCCGGCCUCUCAUUCCAUCCCUGCAGCUGAGUCCGGCCUUGGCCAAACGGGGCCGUCCAGCUGGGCCUGGAAUCGGGGCCUCUCGGGCAGCUGCCCUUGUGAAAACCGGGGGUGGAAGACCUCAGCCCCUUCCGUUCCUGGCUUGCGUGUCCCCGCAGCUGCCUCAGGAGGAGGAGAGGGCCUUCCUCACCCGUCCCCUUUUCUCCUCAGUCUACUUCCGGGCACUGGUGAACUUCACCCAUUCCAUCGAGUACAGCCCGCGCUUGGAAGAUGUCAACUCGGAGGCCUUCCAGGAGGUGUCCGAAGCGGUCGUGGAUACGCUGGAAUCUGAAUACGUCAAGAUCCCCGGGGAUCAGUCGGUCAGCGUGGUUUUUAUCAAGGAGAUCGAUGGCUAUAGCUUCGUGGAGCUGGACGUGGGCUCCGAGAAGAACACCGACGAUGAGCAGAUCCGCGAGGUGCUUUUCUCCGUGGUGGCCAGCGGGUCCAUCGCCUCUUACCGCACCUCCCGCAAGGGAUUCCAGUUCCGACGCCUGGGAGCAGCCCAAACCCCGCCUCCCCCCAUCUCCGAGGCGCCGCCAGUCUCCCCACAGAUCCGGCCCUGCACGGCGGACGAGUUCUCUUGCCUGAGUGGAGAGUGCAUCACCCGCGAAUUCUUCUGCGACCGGCGGCCGGAUUGCCGCGACAUGUCGGACGAGCUGGACUGUGAGGAGCCCGAGCCCCCUGAGUGCGCCCAGCAAGAGUUUGCCUGCGACAGCGGUGAAUGUGUUCCCCGCGCAUUGCGUUGCAAUGGACAUCCCGAUUGCGGAGACGCUUCUGACGAGGAUGGCUGCGAACUCGAGAGGCCUUUGUUGCCCGCCUCCUCCCCGUGGCCCAGCACUGCCCGGCUCCCUGCCACCCCCUCCCCCAUCACCACCCGUCGGGCACCGGUCACCAAGCUUCCUCCGGUGGGGGUCUCCAGGCCCCCACUUGUCCCCGGAUUGCGCCCUUGCCAGAAAGAAGAGGCCACGUGCUCCAACGGGCAAUGCAUCCGCCGGGACUUCCUGUGCGACGGCGAGCGGGACUGCACGGAUGGCAGCGACGAAUUGCAUUGCGGCACUCCCUCGCCCUGCGAACCCAAUGAGUUCCGAUGCCGGAACGGGCACUGCGCCCUCACGCUUUGGCGCUGCGACGGGGACAAUGACUGCGCCGACGGCUCUGACGAGCUGGACUGCCCCACCAAGGGCCCCGGAGACACCUGUGGCCCCGACCAAUUUGUCUGCCUCUCCAGCCACACCUGCAUCCCGGCCAGCUAUCAGUGUGACGAAGAGGCCGACUGCCAGGACCGCUCGGACGAGAUCGGCUGCA